Messenger RNA from Malus domestica (apple), 1380 nucleotides. The record is from RefSeq and is a predicted model, not a curated record. Lineage: Eukaryota; Viridiplantae; Streptophyta; Magnoliopsida; Rosales; Rosaceae.
AUGCGAGAUGAUGAAUCUCUAUCUGGUUAUCUUACAAGGCUGAAUGAAUUGAUUAAUCAGAUGAAAACAUUUGAUGAAUCUUUUUCUAAUGAGAGACUUGUGCAAAAAGUUCUGAUUAGUCUAAGUAAACUGUAUGAUCCUAUCUGUUUGGUUAUAGAAAAUACAAAAUGUUUGGAGACUGUAGAAUUGCAGGAGGUAAUUGCAAUCUUAAAGAGCCAAGAACAACGGUUUGAUCUGCAUAUUGUUGAUACCACUGGGAAGGCAUUUACAUCUAUUUUAGUGAGUCCAAUAGGGCAAAAUAGAAGUGGAGCUCAAUCUGGUCCAUCUCAGUUCCAGAAGAAUUGGAAUUCUAAGGGCAAGAAAUGGGAUUUAAAACCCAAGUUUCAGCAGAAAUUUCCUGCUAGUCCUGCACAAAAUGCACAAUAUAAGGGGAAGCCUAAAUGCUACAACUGUGAAAAGUUUGGACACUGGGCUAGGGAGUGCACUGCAAGCAAAUCAGUGCAAAAUGCAAACAGUGUUAAUCAAGUAGAGGUGAUAGGGAACUUAUUCUAUGCCAAUAGCACUAUCUCUGAAUCAGUUGUCAAUGGUGAAUGGUAUAUUGACAGUGAUUGCAACAACCACAUGACUGGAAAUGAGAAGCUACUGGUUGAUAUAAGAACAAAUAUGGUAGGCAAAGUACAAAUGCCAACUGGUGAGCUUAUGAAUAUAGUUGGAAUGGGCACUCUAGUAAUUGAUACUAGUAAGGGCAGAAAAUACAUCAAAGAAGUAAUGUAUCUACCUGGGUUGAAAGAGAACUUACUAAGUGUAGGACAGAUGAAUGAGCAUAGAUGUUAUCCUUUAGCACUAUUACCUGAUGAUCAUAUAGCCCUGAAAACAAGUUUAUCUCACUCUACUUGGACCUGGCACAAAAGGCUAGGCCAUCUGCAUCUAAGGGGGAUAAAACAACUCAAAGAGAAGAAAAUGGUGCAUGGACUUCCAUACUUAGAAGAAGUUGAUGAAGUCUCUGAGAAUUAUGUAACUGUGCUCAAUCAUGAUGAGUUAUCUGAAAUGCCUAAGGAUACAUCACCAAGGGCAACUCCUGAAGGUCAAAACUAUGCUCAGUCACCAAGCUUAUUAUCUUCUCAUGAAUCAACAAGUGAUGUGAGUAGCAGCAUGAGAAAGUCUCAAGCCUUUGAUCACUCUCCAUUGAGAUGGAGGAACCUGGAUGAUGUUCUAGCUCAAUGCAAUUUCUCCAUUAUGGAACCUAAAAAGUUUGAUGAGGCAACUAAAGAUGAAUCAUGGAUGAAGGCUAUGAAAGAUGAAUUGUCAAUGAUUGAAAAGCAUGCAACAUGGGAGCUAGUAGACAGGCCAAGUGAUAAACCUAUAAUUGAGGUUAAGUAG